Messenger RNA from Austrofundulus limnaeus, 3675 nucleotides. RefSeq names its product synaptosome associated protein 91b (gene snap91b). Gene Ontology annotation, cellular component: clathrin-coated pit; extrinsic component of presynaptic endocytic zone membrane; synaptic vesicle. The transcript has 23 exons. Gene Ontology annotation, biological process: clathrin coat assembly; clathrin-dependent endocytosis; synaptic vesicle budding from presynaptic endocytic zone membrane. The record is from RefSeq and is a predicted model, not a curated record. NCBI's taxonomy places the organism in Eukaryota, Metazoa, Chordata, Actinopteri, Cyprinodontiformes, Rivulidae. The coding region runs from base 542 to 2317 and encodes 591 amino acids. Gene Ontology annotation, molecular function: phosphatidylinositol-4,5-bisphosphate binding; 1-phosphatidylinositol binding; clathrin heavy chain binding.
GAGAGAGGAGCCCAGCAGAAAGGAGGAGGCGUCUGUGAGCAGAAAGGAGAAGCAAAGAGGAGCAGUGCGGCUUCUCCCCCACCUUUAAUAUGAAACAAGCUCUUUUCUCCUGAUGCACGGACGCGGCAGGAGAUGCAGUCAAAACUGAAGCUGCGACUGACGGGCUGCUGAUUUCUGGGAUUGAAAGCGUCGCCUUUUUUUCUCUCUCUCCCCUCCAGCCUAUAAAUAUACAUAUAUUUGGUGAAAUAUUCGCAGCAGAAAGAGCAAAUCGCGUUUAUUGCUCGCUGGGUGUUACAUAACAGAGAGGCUGUCGCUGUCCAAGGUGCUGAAGCCUAGAACCUGGGACGAGCUGAGGACGGGGCGGGUGGGGGAUUCACAACCUUGGCCGCACAGAAGGUCACGGGCCUGUGAGUCGUGAGGAGGAGGGAAAGCUCUGCAGCCGCUGAGCAGACGGGAGGGUAACUGGGUUAUAUUCUGAUUUUCCUCCAUCAACAACCAACCACCACCAUCACCGCUGGUGAAAAUACUUUUCUGAGAGAAAAUGUCGGGGCAGACGCUCACGGAUCGCAUCGCCGCUGCGCAGUACCAGCUAACGGGAUCAGACAUGGCCCGGGCUGUCUGCAAAGCCACCACUCAUGAAGUGAUGGCGCCCAAGAAGAAGCACCUGGAAUAUCUGGUGUCAGCCACCAACACCACCAAUGUAAACAUCCCUCAGAUGGCCGACACGCUGUUCGAGCGAUCUACCAAUGCCAGCUGGGUGGUCGUCUUCAAGGCUCUUGUCACCACUCAUCACAUAUGUGUCCACGGCAACGAGAGGUUCAUUCAGUACCUGGCGUCCAGGACCUCCCUGUUCAACCUCAGCAAUUUCAUUGACAAAACCGGCUCUCACGGUUAUGACAUGUCUACAUUCAUCAGGCGGUAUGCACGGUACCUGAAUGAGAAAGCCUUCGCCUACCGCCAAAUGGCUUUUGACUUCACCAGAGUCAAGAAAGGUGCUGAGGGAGUGAUGAGAACCAUGACCACUGAGAAGCUGCUGAAAGGCAUGCCUGUCCUGCAGACCCAGAUUGAUACUCUCCUGGAGUUUGAUGUACACCCAAAGGAGCUGAACAAUGGGAUCAUCAACGCUGCCUUCAUGCUUCUCUUCAAAGAUCUGGUCAAACUGUUUGCCUCCUACAAUGACGGAAUCAUCAACCUGUUAGAAAAAUUCUUCAAGAUGAAAAAAAGCGACUGUAAGGAGGCCUUGGAGAUCUAUAAGAGGUUUCUGACCCGGGUGACAAAAAUUGGGGAGUUCAUGAAGCUGGCUGAGACAGUUGGAGUGGACAAAAACGACAUUCCUGACAUCAACUAUGCUCCCAGCAGUAUCCUGGAGUCUCUGGAAACACACAUGAACGGUCUGGAGGAUGAAAAACGUGGAAAGAAGGGUGAAGGGUCUCCAACAAAGGGGUCUCCAACAAACAAUGUGUCUCCGACAUCGACCCCCGCCAAAUCUACCAACGCUGUCCCCACGCUGCAGCCUCCGCCUGGGGACGGUGCUGCCGCCGCUGGUGCUGCUGCCCCUGAACCAGCUGAAGAUUCUCUGUUGGACCUGGAUCCUCUGGCCUCCUCUGGUCCCUCGGCACCAUCAGCUGCUCCGACAUCUUGGGGAGAUCUUCUUGGAUCAGAAAUGGGCGACUCCUUGCUAUCUGAACCCCCACUCACCGCAGAGCCUGCCCCCUCCUCUGCAGCAGCAACGCCCACUCCUGCAGCGGCAGAACCCGGAGGCUCUCUAGCUCCUCCCACUAGCACAGCAGCCGCCACUUCUCCCGGCGCCGCCAAUACGGAUCUGUUGGGAGACGCCUUUGCAACACCUGCUCCUGCCGCCGAGGCCACUGCUGCAGCAGCAGAGGGUGGGGCUGCUGCUACGUCCACCCCAGCCGCAAGCGCUGGAGCUGAGUCCUCAGGAGGAGACGCCCCGGCAGCUGCAGCUCCUGCUGCUCCGGGUUCUGAGCUGAUGUCAGUGUUUGAUGGGCUAGGGGAUGUAAUGAAGCCCACUGUGACCCCUCAAGCAGGGGAUGUUGACACCUCCAUGGCUAACAUUGCAAGUAACCUCACAAUGGGAACUGCAGCGGCCCCUCAGGUAGCUCCCCCCAGUUGGGGUGCUCCCAUGGCUGGGGCACCAGCUCCCGGGGCGCCCAUGAUGCCCAUGGCCAGGCCAGGCUUCCCUGCCACUGGAGCGACCCCAGGAGCUCCGAUAUCUCCUGGGAUGGCCCAGAGCCCGAGAAAGCCUCCACCACCCAGGAACGCUCUGGAUGACCUCAAUAUUAAGGAUUUCAUGUAGACCCAUUAACCCCAAGGUUUGUUGUUGUGUCUGGAGCUCUGUGGAUAUGGAUGUCUGCACCCCCCCCCCCCCCCCUUUCUCUCUGCCAACCAGCCAUCAUCUCUUGAUCUUUUCCCCUCUAACUUCUUAUCAGCCUCCCUUCCUUAUCUAAUGUUGUAGCACAACUGUGAAUAUGAACCCUAGAUACAGAAAAACUGAAUUUAAGUGUGUGUGAGUGUGUGUGUAUUCCAGUGUUAACCUUUAAUUAAUAUACAAUGGAAAACUGAAACAAAAAAAAUGAUUAAUGUGUAUUUAGAUUCAUUCAGCAUAUCAGCUGACUUGGAACGGUGGAUAUAUGUUGGUUUCUUUGCGCAUCUCCCAGAKGAGGACUGUGUUAAUAAAUGUGGACUGUGUUCAAUGUAACUUCACUCGCUAACUCCCACUCCUGCCUCUCUCUACCCCCAAACUAAUACUGAGCUAUGUUUAAAUGUUAUUAAAAACUUGGUUGUACUCAUAUUUCCUUGGUCAUUCAUCUUCCCACCUGUGUACUUCAGACUUUUGGAAAACAGCUAAUCAGAAUGCACCACAACUGAACUUGCACUGUUAACCCGGACUUCUGGAACACAUCUGUGUUCAGUUUAAKUUUGACUUUUCUUAUUGUUUUGGAGUUGUAUGAAACAUGCAAAAAUUUGUGAACUGUGUUCAAAUUGACAUAUGCAUUUUAGGCUAUUUUAAAUCAUAAAUAAUACAUAUUUUCAGUGAUCUUUAUUGUGAAAAAAUAUAUAUUUUUAGUUACUUUGAUGUAUAAAAAAAGACAAGCAAACAAAAUUUCCCCUUCCUAUUACUUCUCUGAAAAAAAAGGAGUGGUAUUAGUGUUGCCAGAAUGCGUUUUGUUGCGCCCCCUGUUGGUCGGACAUGACACUGCAUUAUGGGAUACAGCAAGAGACAAAAGUGGGAUGCAUUGUCUUUGUAUCAAUACAAACAGUGUUAAUGUGAAAGACAUAUUAAGGUAAUGGGGWUUCAACUCUUUUUUGGGUCAUUUCUGUCUCUCAAGUCUUACAGACUUGCUGUAAAACACUCAAAUGUACACUGGAUGUUUCUCUGUGUUACUUACUUUAAAAAAGUAACUGUAUCUUAAUCCAUUGUGGCAUUAAAUGGUAUUAAUUGUUGGAAGAAAAAAAUGAGUAUGACACAUUAAAAGUAAAUGAAUGUGGAAACGUAACAUUUUUUAUUGAUAUGAAGGGUGUUUUCUUUAUUUUUAUUUAUUUUUUGUUGUUGUUUUCUGUGAUUUUUACAAUGGAUGGCAUCGUACUUUCUCCCCACCUGCAUGUGAGUCCGCAGUAGAAACAAUAAAAGAUGAACACACUGAUGGAAACAAA